UGCCUGAAUUCUCAAACAACUGACUCCCAUCGGCUCUGACCACAGCCGGGGUACACAUCCUAUCACCAGCCCAGAGUCCCUCCAUGGAGGUGACCACCGUGUCCCCUUUUUUCAGCUCACCAACCAACGGACCUGGUGAGUGUGAGAUAGAUGUCACCAACGUGGCCAUACACAGUGUGACACUGCUUGUCUGCCUCUGUGGGCUGGCUGGGAACGGGGCUGUCCUCUGGCUCCUCCACAUUCAUGGCAUCACCGACUUCAUCUUCAACCAGGCUUUCACCGACUUCCUCUUCCUCGUCUUCACUGUGCCCUCCACUUUGCUCUUCCUGCUGGAGGAAGUCUCCUGCUCCGCUAUAAUGCCUCAGAUGUAUUUGAGCUUGCUUUUCCAGUUGUCACUGUUCUCCUACAACAUGGGGCUGUACCGGCUGAUGUUCAUCAGUAUCGACAGGUGCAGGUCCAUCCUCUGCCUGUUUUGCUGCGGUUGCCAACUUCCUGACCGCCUGUUGUGGGUAUUGAUGAGUGUCCUGUUCUGGGCCUUCUUCUUUGUUGUCAUCGUUGUCAAUCCCACCGUGACCUCCCUGUGCCAGUCACACCAGCAGGAGCACUGCCGGGUGCCUCUCCUCUCCAUGUACGUCUUCAACCUCUUCCUAUUUGCUGCACCCAUGGUCAUUUCCAGCACAAUCCUCUUCACUCAUUUCAUGCCUGGCUCCCAGCAGCAGCAACACAAGCGGCUCGACAUGGUUAUCUUCCUCAUUGCACUCUCCAGUCUGCCCCUCAGUCUCUGGUAUUUCCUGCAGCAGCUCGGUUACACAGUUGUGUCCUCCCAGGUGGUUUUCCUACUCGCCUGCAUCAACAGCAGCAUCAAACCCUUCAUCUACUUCUGGGUGGGGAGCUGCAGGAGACACUACUCCAUGGAGAGCUGCAGGAGCCACUGCUCCAUGAAGUUCCUAAGGAAGGCUCUCCACAGGGUGUUUGAGGAGCCAGAAGAAAACCCUGCCUGCAGUAAUGAUGCCAUCACAGACACAACGGUCUGAGCCCAUUGAUCCCUUCCACUGCACUG
This is a messenger RNA of Oenanthe melanoleuca, 1060 nucleotides long. Its product is annotated as mas-related G-protein coupled receptor member A8-like. Gene Ontology annotation, molecular function: G protein-coupled receptor activity. Gene Ontology annotation, cellular component: membrane. The coding region runs from base 84 to 1034 and encodes 316 amino acids. The transcript has a single exon. NCBI's taxonomy places the organism in Eukaryota, Metazoa, Chordata, Aves, Passeriformes, Muscicapidae. The record is from RefSeq and is a predicted model, not a curated record. Gene Ontology annotation, biological process: G protein-coupled receptor signaling pathway.